ACGCAAGGCGACCUUCACUUGUGUCACGUGACGUCAGAUCAGCUGUUGAGGUAAACAAACAAGCGGGUGUCGCGAGAGGUCGUCGUCGGAGCUGAGACUGAUGAUGGCGUCAUCGAGUCACUUCUAAAUGUCCUGCUUUUGCUCCCGGGCGUCCCAGAAGAGAGAGAGAGAGGAUGCAUGAUGCUUACGAGGCCAUUCCUAUUUUGGAGAAGCUGCCGUUGCAGAUUGAAGCUGUUACUGCUUACGAUGGAAACCUAGUAGUGGGAACUCGUCAGGGCCACCUGCUCAUGUACACAGUCACUCCCGGCACUACACGACGCUGGGAUGUGGCACUUCUCUGUUCCAACAAGAAUUUUUCGCGGAAGCCCAUUGUCCAGGUGGCAGUGGUUCCCGAACAUCAGAUUAUUGUAUCCCUUUCAGACAAUGUUGUAAGUGUACAUGACUUGACAGUCUUCAACCUGCCUCUGCUAUCAACUUUAACGCAGACGAAAGGAGCCACGGCAUUUGAUCUGGACAUUAAGCAUCAUAUAUCCUUAACGGGAGAGGCAGUCGUAACAGUUCGUCUGGUCGUGGCGGUCAGACGGAAACUGCAGUUAUUUUACUGGAAAGCCAGACAGUUUCACCAGUUACGAGAGGACUUGGCUCUACCCGAUGUUCCGCGAGCACUUACGUGGUGUAUGGAGGCCAUUGCGGUGGCUUUCAAGCAUGAAUAUUGGCUUGUGAAGCUCACAGGGGAACAGAAGGAAUUAUUCGCAACUGGCCGGAGUCAGGAGCCCCUCAUCGCUCGCAUGGAAGAUGGAGGGCAGCUAGCUCUGGCCCACGACAAGGAGAGCAUAUUUGUCGACGCGGAAGGAAACGCAACUUGCAACUACACGCUGAAAUGGGUUGAACAGCCAUUAGCUAUGGCUUAUGACAAGCCCUAUUUAGUGGCAAUCUUACCAAAGACGAUAGAAAUUAAAACCCCAGAACCCCAGCAUACUGUGCAGUCCUUGAAUCUUGAGAAGCCGAAGUUGCUUGCGGUUGCCCAGACAGCUAAAGGAAAGGGGCAGGUGUAUGUGGCAUCAACAUCUCACGUUUGGUGUCUCCACGCAAUACCUGUCAAUCAGCAAAUUCCACAGUUGCUUUCUGAGAAGCAGUUCGGUCUAGCUUUAAAACUGGUUGACGUUUGGGAUGAGGCUGACGAUGCAAAGUGUCAAAUGAAGAAGCACAUUCAGCAUCUGCAAGCCAUCCAUCUUUUCUGCAGCAAGAAUUACCAAGAGGCUAUGAAUCUUUUCUUGACACUAAAUAUAGAAUUACCCUUUGUUAUUGGUAUGUUCCCUGACAUGGUACCAGAAGAAUACCGCAACCGACUACAGUAUCCGUACCCCUUGCCGACCCUCAGUGGAGCCGACCUCGAAAAAGCACUCCAAGCCCUGGUGCACUUCCUCCUUGAGAUAAGGCACCAACUUGUGGGGAGUGACAGUGACAAGGGGGAGAAGAGCGAAGUUGUGUGCGACAACAAAUAUCCUUCUGCCGCUACCAGUAUUAAGUCAAGGCAUGAGAAGCUCCAGAUCAUUGACACAACGCUCCUGAAAUGCUACUUACAGACCAAUGACACCCUCGUGAAGUCCCUUUUGCGAAUGCGAGACAGUCGGGUGAGCGUCGUGGAAGGAGAGCGUGUCUUGCGUCAUGCACACAAGUAUCCAGAGCUAGUGCUAUUGCUCCAGACCAGAGGCCUUCACCAGCGCGCUCUUCAGCUAAUGAUUCGCCACGCUAAGAGACCAGAUUCCCCACUGUAUGGGCAUCACCAUACUGUGGCAUACCUUCAACACCUAGGUCCACAACACAUUGAUUUGAUAUUUGAGUAUGGAGGCUGGGUUUUGAAGUCUCACCCUGAAGAUGGCCUUAAGAUAUUUGUAGGUGAUAAGUCCACAUCGGGAGAAGUUGACCAACUGCCGAGACCAAAGGUGCUAAAUUUCCUUAAGAAGACGGAAAAGACUCUCGUCAUUCCUUAUCUGGAACACGUGAUACAAGAAUGGGACGACACAACACCAUUAUUACAUAACGAGUUGAUACACCAGUACAGAGACAUCAUCACUGCUCCGUUUGCCUCGAGUGACCCGGCUAAUCAAGAAGAGGAAAAGGAAAGAAGAAAAAAAUAUCAGGAGAAGCUUCUAAAUUUCCUCAAUGAAUCAGAGUACUACACCGCAGCUACACUCCUUGUGCAUUUCCCUUAUGACAGUCUGCACGAGGAGCGCGCGGUUCUACUCGGUCGUCUGGGACAACAUCACCAGGCAUUGUCCAUUUACACUCUAACACUUAAGGACACGCAAGCAGCCCUCAAAUACUGCCAGAAACAUUACACGACUUCUGGGCCGGGAAGUGAGGUGUAUCUGCUACUUCUAAAGCUGUUAGUAAGUCAGUCAGACUCCAGGAGCCCGGGAAGCUCUCCUUACAAAGUCCAGAAGUCACAACAGACUCAGGUCGAAGCCGUGCUGGAGCUUCUUCAGAAUUACCUUCACUGUAUUGAUCUAGGACAGGCUUUAAAAGUACUCCCUGAUGCAGUCACAAUACAGCUGUUAAAACCAUUCAUCCAUGCCUCUUUAAGUCAUGCCGGGACAGUACGCAGACAAAAGCAAAUAGCGCGUGGACUCACACAGUCACUGAAGCUCCAGACAAGUGAAGAACUUGUAUCUUGCCAGAGUUUGAAGAUUCCCCUCUCAGAGUUCACCUAUUGUGCCGUAUGUAGAAAGAGGUUUACAAAACACAGUGCUUUUGCUUGGUACCCUAACGGAGACAUUGUACAUUUCUCGUGCCAAAACCAGCGGUAGCACAUGACCCCAAAAUGCUACCGUGGUGAUUCCCAGUUUCGCGUAUCAACAUGAAUAGAAGUUAUGUGGUAGUUAAGUAACAUAUAUCAUGCAGCAUAUCAUUUACCUACAUGCAUAUUAACGAUUAUAUGAAUGUAGAGAAAUAUCGGCGAAAACAUUACUGUUAUGCAUUAUGUUGCCAUUUUUUUU
Molecule: messenger RNA, 2999 nt
Organism: Penaeus indicus
Lineage: Eukaryota; Metazoa; Arthropoda; Malacostraca; Decapoda; Penaeidae
Product: vam6/Vps39-like protein
Exons: 19
Coding region: 174-2810 (878 amino acids)
Biological process (GO): autophagy; intracellular protein transport; endosomal vesicle fusion
Cellular component (GO): membrane; cytoplasm
Source: RefSeq, a predicted model, not a curated record